UUCCUCAGUAAACGCAGCACUUGAGCGUGCGGAAAGCACAGAACGCUGUGUGUGGUUGAGCGACGCACACAUAUGACAGGAUAUAGACUCGCAGCCGGGCGAAUGAAGCAAAUAUAUGACUGUUUGUCGUGUUUUACCUCACGACCGAAUCGGUGUCAUGGUUUCAGUUGCGUUGUAGAGGUGAGCGGCGAUGUGUGGCUGCGUAGCGCUGAUUGACAGACCGGAGCGGCUGUGCUUGCGUUACUGCGCGACGAUCUUUGCAGUUCGUGCGUGAACUUUACCAAAACUUUGCAGCAUUCACAUCUAGACGACAGCAGCACGAAGCAUGGCGACACAAAACGACUGCUGUGUCAAGGUCUCUUUAAGGAUCAGGCCACAGAUGGCAAAGGAAAAGAUCGAGGGAUGUCACAUCUGCACCUCGGUGACUCCUGGGGAACCCCAGUUGCUCUUGGGAAAAGACAAGGCCUUUACGUAUGACUUUGUGUUCGACUUGGACUCCCACCAACAGGAGAUAUACAGGGCGUGCGUCCACAAGCUCAUCGAGGGCUGCUUCGAAGGAUAUAACGCAACUGUCUUCGCUUAUGGACAAACCGGUUCAGGAAAGACGUACACCAUGGGCACCGGCUUUGAUCUAAGUGUGUCAGAGGAAGAACAGGGCAUCAUCCCUCGGGCGGUGCGACAGCUUUUCGAGGGCAUCCAGAAACGCAGGAUGGAGGCACAGAGAUUGGAGAUGCCACCUCCAGAAUUUAAAGUCAGCGCUCAGUUCCUGGAGCUUUAUAAUGAGGAGAUCCUGGACCUCUUUGACAGCACACGCGAUCCAGAGACUCGAGGCAGGAAGUCCAACAUUAAGAUCCAUGAGGAUGGGAACGGAGGCAUCUACACCACUGGAGUGACCUCACGCCUAGUCGACACAGAAGAGGAGCUCCUACAAUGUUUGAAACUGGGAGCUCUGUCCCGCACCACAGCCAGCACACAGAUGAACGCCCAAAGCUCUCGUUCUCAUGCCAUCUUCACCAUUCAUCUCUGCCAGAUGAGAGUAUGCUCGCAACCGCACCUGGAGAACGACGAGAUGAACGGCGUAUCUGACGGUCCCAUCUCUCAGCCCGAGUACGAGACGCUCACCGCUAAGUUUCACUUCGUGGACUUGGCGGGCUCAGAGCGUCUGAAACGCACGGGAGCCACUGGAGAUCGAGCGAGAGAAGGCAUCUCCAUCAACUGUGGCCUGCUGGCCCUGGGUAAUGUGAUCAGUGCAUUGGGAGAUCAGAGCAAGAAGGCCGGUCAUGUGCCGUACAGAGACUCCAAACUGACGCGCUUGCUACAAGACUCGCUUGGAGGAAACAGUCGGACUGUUAUGAUCGCCUGUGUGAGUCCCUCUGACCGCGACUUCAUGGAGACCCUCAACACGCUGAAAUACGCUAACCGCGCUCGCAACAUCAAGAACAAGGUGAUCGUGAACCAGGACAAAACCAGUCAGCAGAUCAGCGCCUUGCGAGCGGAGAUCGCACGCCUGCAGAUGGAGCUCAUGGAGUACAAAGCGGGAAAGCGAGUAGCCUGUGAAGAUGGAUCCGAAGGAUUUAGCGAUUUGUUUCAGGAGAACUCGAUGCUCCAGAAGGAGAAUGAUACGCUGCGAAUGAGAGUCAAAGCCAUGCAAGAAACCAUCGACCACCUCAACACAAGGGUCACUCAGCUCCUUACAAACGGAGUCAAUCUGCUGCUCACUAAAACGGGUGAAACAAACGAGGAGAUUGGCAAUCUAAUCCAGAACUACAUUCGAGAGAUUGAAGAGCUCAGGUCUAAGCUGUUGGAGAGCGAAGCCAUAAACGAGUCUCUAAGGCGGAGUUUGUCUCGUCUCUCUUCGCGCUCUUCGUUCACCCCCCCUCAUCCGGCUGCUCCAGGACUCUCUCUUUGCUCCUCCCCCUCUGUUUCCAUGGAUGCAGAGAUGACAGAUGUGAUUCGUCAAGCCAAAUUAGACGUGGAGAGACUAAAGAAGAAGGAGAGAAACCAGAGGAGGAAGAGUCCUGAGAAAGAAAAGGGUUUGAAGAAGAGAGCCAAACUUCUUCCUCAGGAAAAUGGAGAAAAGAGCGAGAAUGACUUGAGCAGGGAAAACGUAGAAAGACGAGAAAAUGGAGAUGGGGAUUCUGAUAAUGAACCUGAAGAGGAUGGCAUGUAUCCCCUCCAGGAAGACGAUCAGGCUGAGAGCGGGUGUGAUGAGGAUGAAGAAGAGGAGACCAGGGAAGAGGAAGAGUUCGACAGUGAUGAGAGCCUGGUGGACUCUGACUCUGAUUCAGAGGAGAAAGUGAACCUCCAGGCGGAUCUUGCCGAUCUGACGUGCGAGAUCGAGAUCAAGCAGAAACUCAUAGACGAGCUGGAGAACAGCCAGCGGCGGCUCCUCACGCUGAAGAACCAGUACGAGGAGAAACUCAUUCUUCUUCAGAACAAGAUCAGAGACACUCAGCUGGAGAGAGACCGUGUGCUGCACAAUCUCAUGUCCAUGGAGAACUACACCGAAGAAAAGGCCAGCAAGAUUAAGUCUGAGUACGAGAAGCGUCUGAAGGAGAUGAACAGAGAUCUUCUCAAGCUGCAGGCGGCUCAUAAGGAACACGCUCGUCUGCUGAAGAACCAGAGCCGAUAUGAGAGAGAGCUGAAGAAACUGCAAUCUGAAGUGGCUGAGAUGAAGAAGGUCAAGGUGGCGCUGAUGAAGCAGAUGAAAGAAGAACAACAGAGGAGGAGGAUGAUCGAGGCCAAGAGGAACAGAGAAAUCGCACAACUAAAGAAAGAACAGAGAAGACAAGAGUAUCAGAUUCAUGCUUUGGAAUCUCAGAAGCGCCAGCAGGAGAUCGUGUUGCGAAGAAAAACGCAAGAAGUGACAGCGUUGAGGCGUUUGGCCAAGCCCAUGUCAGAGCGGGUAGCCGGACGUGUGGCCCGUAGACACAUCACUGUGGAUUCAGGGGCAGAGCUGUCUGCCAGCACAACCACAACAUCCUCUAACCCCGAAUCUACCCGCUCUGUAUCCAGCAUCAUACGCCAGUGGAACACCAAACUCAAUGGAUACCUGGGAGAGAACGAGAACCAUGGGAGUGGAGGAAAAAUGGCCAGCAGCAGGAAACAGUUUCAGCGGAAGGGUACGAACACUAGUUUCUCUAAAACAGCCCGUCAGAAGUGGCAAGCUCUCGAGAGGAGAAUCAUGGACAUUGUGAUGCAGAGAAUGACCAUCACCAAUGUAGAAGCUGAUAUGGAUCGACUUAUUAAGAAACGCGAGGAGCUGUCUAUGCAGCAGGAGGCGCUGUUGCGUAAGAGAGAGAAAUUACUGAGCGAGGGCUUCAGGGAACAAGAACUUCAUGAGAUGAAUGAGGAGAUUGAAGUUCUCAAUGCCAACAUUGACUACAUCAGUGACAGUCUGACAGACUGCCAGGCCACCAUCGUACAGAUCGAGGAGACAAAGGAUGAGCUGGAUUCAGUGGACACAUCAGUGGUCAUCAGUUCCUGUUCAUUGGCUGAAGCUCGUUCGCUCCUGGACUAUUUUCUCAAAGCCUCUAUUGACAAGGGCUUGCUGGUUGCCCAAAAAGAGGCCCAGAUUCGACUGCUGGAGGGUCAGUUACGCCAGACGGAUAUGAUUGGCUCCUCCCAAAAUCAUGUGAUCCUGGAUGCUCUGAGGGAAAAGGCUGAAUGUAUCCCUGAAUUACAUGCCCUUAUUCACAAUGUCCAACAGGAGAAUGGCUAUGCAAGCACAGAUGAAGAGACGUCUGAGAUCAGUCAGGUGUCGGAGAGCUGUUUCUCCCAGAUGAAGUUGUCUGCAAGUCAAGAUGACUUUAAACUGAAGGUUGAGCCUCGACUCUCUGCACAAAUGAAGGCGGUGUCUGCCGAAUACCUGGGCCCCAUUCUGGACCUCACCACCAAGAACAUCACCAAGUCAUUGGCUUCUUUAUCAGAGAUCCACGAGAACGGCCUGCUCCUUAAAGAGCCCUAUUCAAGAGAGCUGGUGUCUCGAACCAUCAGCCUGCCCAUCAGGGGACACACCUUUCCAAGACAGUCCAGAGCAUCAGACACAUCUCCACUAACAAGGAGGCAGUCAUAUGACCGAGGCCAGCCAUACAGAAGUCCUGAUGUCGGAUACACGCCUCCCUCUUCACCUCCUCUCCGAACACGCAACGACCGCAACGUCUUUUCCCGCCUGACCAGCAACCAGAGUCAGGGCUCUGCACUUGACAAGUCGGAUGACAGCGACUCCUCUCUCUCGGAGGUGCUCAGGGGUGUGAUCAAUCCCGCAGGUGGGUUAAAGGGGGGCAGGACGGCCCCUCUGCAGUGCGUAGCGAUGGCUGAGGGCCACACCAAACCCGUUCUCUGCCUGGAUGCCACCGAUGAACUGCUAUUCACCGGCUCUAAAGAUCGUACCUGCAAGAUCUGGAAUUUGGUGACUGGGCAGGAAAUCGUGACCCUGAGGGGACACCCAAACAACGUGGUGUCCGUCAAAUACUGCAGCAACUCCUGUCUGGUCUUCACGGUGUCCACCUCAUAUAUCAAAGUGUGGGACAUUCGCGACUCUGCCAAAUGUGUCCGGACAUUUACGUCGUCGGGUCAGGUGGUCUCAGGCGACGCCUGUGCUGGUACAACCACACGCACCAUCACCACAGCCCAGGGCGAGUGCCAGAUCAACCAGAUUGCCCUCAAUCCCUCGGGAUCCGUGCUGUAUGCUGCUGCGGGCAACACUGUCCGUACCUGGGAUCUCAACAGAAUGCAGACUACAGGGAAGCUGACGGGACAUAUUGGGUCAGUCAUGUGUCUUACAGUGGGUUAUUCUGGUGGUUGCAAGGACCAAGUGAUCACUGGAUCUAAAGACCAUUACGUUAAGAUAUUUGAUGUUGCGGAGGGCGCCCAGGGCAACAUUGGACCAGCUCAUAACUUUGAGCCCCCUCAUUACGAUGGGAUCGAGUGCCUUGCCGUACACGGUGACAUCCUGUUCAGCGGUUCCCGUGACAACGGCAUUAAGAAAUGGGAUCUGGGUCAGCAGGAACUGAUUCAGCAAAUCCCUACGGCUCAUAAGGACUGGGUGUGUGCUCUGGCAUUCGUUCCCGGGCGGCCCAUGCUCCUCAGUGCCUGCAGGGCGGGCAUGCUGAAGGUGUGGAACGUGGAUAACUUCACGCCCAUCGGAGAGAUCAAAGGCCACGACAGUCCUAUCAAUGCCAUCUGCACCAACUCCAAACAGAUCUUCACUGCCUCCAGUGACUGUCGGGUGAAGUUGUGGAGUUAUGUCCCUGGGCUCACGCCCUGUCUGCCCCGUCGGGUCUUGGCCAUCAAGGGUCGGGCCACCAGCCUCCCCUGAGUCUGCACUUAAUACCUCCUGCCUCUGGUUCCCUCUGUGACAAGAGAGUAAAGAUCUGGAAUUCGAAGAUGGGAAAAAGAAGGUGACGAUCCUCUGGGUGGAAUUGGUGCCUGUCUUUUUUAGUAUGUCUGCUAAUUGAGCGGUCACAACCUAAUCUGACCUCAGCGCAGUCCAGGGGUCGACCGUCCUUUUUCAGAAGGGCAGUUUGUGUUGACCUCUCUCAUGUCGAUAAGACACAACGGUCUGUUCUGAUGACAACCCUUUCAACUACCUGAUUGUGGAGCGUGACGCAUGAGGAAUAAUCACAAGGUGAAGCUUCAAAGAGCUUCUUGAUGUUUUUUGUUUUUUUUUUGGUCAAAACCCAUUUGACCCUGAAGAUAUAGGAUCUGUAGAAGAAUGUGUGUGAAUGCACUUUUUUUUACAAAUUCAUCCUGUUGGGAACACAGAAGACUCCACGAUGAAGGAAAGAAGACCACUUAAAAAGUCAAGUGGCACAAAACUUUGGUCUUUUGGCAAGUAGCUUAACCGUUUCCAGUGAUUAUCCCGAACAUUCCAUAAAGACCCUAGAUGCUUGACGCUUAAAGUUGAGCAAAUACAUCAUUCCUAAUCUCAUUUCUAAAACAUGUUGUGCAAUAGUGCGAACUUCCACCCAUUUCUCCGGACAUUUCAAGUGACUAACGGCUUCCUUAAACUUCCUCCACCGACAAAAGCUGGUCACAACUCCGUCCUUUUCUGCGUUUUUCGUUGCUGUGAAUAUUAUGUUCAGUACCUCAGAUUUAAAUUGGGGAUGUAAAACCCUCACUCAUUUUGGGAUUUUGCUCAUGAGAGGAUCCCAGCUUUAUUAUUUUUUAGUUGUGUGAACAGAGGUCUCAGAAGUGUAAGCAGUAUUACAAAUCUGCCGAGUUGGCAUUUUGAGGGGGGGUGUGUGUGUCUAAUAAGCCCAUCUCAUCUGGGACGUUGACACCGACACUAGCGAGAUGUUUUUCUUAAGUGUGCAGAAAUAGAUGCUGCCUCAGGACUAAGUGUUUGAUCUCAUGCUGUGAUGCCCGCGAGGGUUUCAUAUUGUUGGACCUUUGUGGUAAAUUUUUUUUUGAUGCUUUUCUUACAACAUAAUCUAAUUUGGUCAUUCAUUUUUUUUUUUAUAUAUUUGGAUCCACUCAUGAUAUGUGUGGUAAAGAAUUUGCACAACAGCUAUUGAUUCAGGGGCAACUUUGAAAUGUUAUGGUCUUAUUUAUGUCUGGUCCAUGUGAUUUCAUUUUUUAAAGGGACAGCUCACUAAAAUUAUGAAAAAUCUAUCAUUAUAUGUCUUUAUACUAUAUAUUUGUCUCUCAUUGCCCAAGUCAUUUCUUAUCUGGGAGUAAAUAAUGACUGAAAUUAUACUGAAAUGAGGUUGUAGCCUAAAGAUACCAAACACAGAAGUCUUUUCAUCACAGUAGAGCUAUUGGUUGCCUACCAGCUUACUCCAGUACAAACAUCCGCUGACAACCAAGACAGCAGUGUUAAACUAGGUCAAAUUAGUUACUGUUUUCUCCCAAGCUUCCACCUCUUAAAAAAACACCCUGGAGUUUUACUCUCAGUUAAAUGAAACGGGAAGCCGCCUCCUCUGCGUUGAAGAAUACGGCAUGCCUGAUGGGGAUAUGUGGGUGUUGGCAAGCUUGUCUUGGUAGAACACAUGCAACUUUGUUUAUUUUUAAGGCAUCAAUCUUGCAGCGCCACGCGCCGCUUCCUUCCCAAGCUUUCUGUGAUUUACGGUCUGUUGUAAUGAAACAUAUCUAUCACUCUUAUCUGACAUCCUUUUCUGGUGGCCCCCUGGCAAUCCGGUUUCUUUACGCUGCACAUGAGCCGUUGUGCAAGGAAAGUUUUUAUAUUCUGGUUUAUCUGAUGAACGACCCAUGGUACCGAUCUACGCUUCUACUAGGAGGGUAGUGGGAUUCCCAAGUGCCAAGAGCUUAUUCUGUGUCGAAUAUAGUAAUGAUAAGGAUUUCAUCAAAAUGUGCAAAUUCGCUUCUGUGCUGUUCUGCAAGUACUUUAGGUUUAUUUAGGGUUUUUUUGUUGAAUGCAUCGUGAUGUCACAAAGCUGCUAUCGGUCAUUUAAAGCUACAACAAAGCUUUUGUUGUAUAAGUGAAGAUAUUCAUAUGAUGACCCACAAAAUGGUUGGGUUUAGUCUGGGUUUUGCUAGUAUUAGGGUUGCCAAUCCAGAUUCAGAAAGGCCGCUGCAGAGUUUAGAUCCGACUCUAAUCAAACACACCUGCUUGUAGUAAUGGUAAAGAUUUUUAUUAGCUACACUGCACUGUAAAAGUAAAAUUUGGAUCAAAUUUAAAAAUUUACUUUAAUUGGUAACGCCUAAAAUUUGACUUUUUUUUCAACGUAAAUUUUCUCACUUGAGUGAAAAUUUAGGGCACAUUUUUUGAAUUACUUUAAUUGGUAAAACCUAAAAUAUUUAAACAAUGUCAACUUAAAUAUUUCAAGUGAAAAAAUUUUAUUUUCAAUUUUACAAAUCAAUUUUUGGCAUAACCAAAAGUUAUUUUGAUCCAAGUUGAUCUAACGUUUACUUUUUACAGUGUGUAAACAUUCUUCUUGCAUUUUUACGUUAAAUCAACUUAAAUUUACAAUUAAUUUCAAAUUUCUUGACUUAUUGCUAGAAAUUGCUAGAAAUUAUUAAAAUAAAGUAGAAAUACAGUAACUUAAGCUAAUUCAAAUUUGUUUUAUAAUUUUAAGAGAACCCUUACACUGUAAAAAUUCCUUGUUGCACUUAAAAUUUUAAGUUAAAUCAAUUUGAAAUUACAAUUAAUUUCAGCUUUCUCGACUAGUGAGGAGUUGCUAUAAUUUAUAAAAAUUUAAUUGAAUUGAAUCUUAAAUUAUUUCAACUUUAUUUUUAUAAUUAAUAGCAACUUCUCACUAGUCAAGAAAGUUGAAAUAAAUAGUACAUUUACGUUGAUUAAACUUAAAAAUGUAAGUGCAACAAGGAAUUUUUUAAAGUGUACUAGUCAAGAAAGUUAAAAUGAAUUGUAAAUUUAAAUUAAUUUAACUUUAUUAAUUAAAGAUAACUUAAUUUAAGUGUAACAAGGAAUUUGUUACAGUGUAGAAAUGGUGCUAAAUAGCACUAAAAGCUCGUAAUCAUAGGGAAUUCAUUUUAAGUGCUAUAAAGCACCUACCUGUAUGACGAACCAUAAGGAGCUAAUAUAGUACCAAUAUAGCAUCACUUAUGCACUGUAAAACCUAAAAGUCAACUCCAUUAAUUUAAGUAAACCGGUUGCAUUAGUUUUAAAACACAUAAAUUUGAGUACUGUGAACUUAAACAAAUUGAGUCAUAUGCAGUUAUGCACUUAUAUUUAAGUUCACACUACUUAAAUAUAAGUGCAUAAUUGCACAUGACUCAAGUUCACAGUACUUAAAUUUAUGUGUUUUACAACUUAAAUGGUCUAAUGCAACCGGUUUACUUAAAUGGUUUGAGUUAAGUUAACUGUUAGAAUUUACAGUGUGGUUCUACAGAGCACAAUUUGGUUCUACACAGGUGCUACAUACCUACUUAAAAUGAUUCCCCUAUGAAUGUAUUUUUUAUUUUAUUUUUUGAGUUUGGGACUGUAGGUUAAGUGUGUUUGAUAAAGGUUGAAUCUAAACAUUGCAGGACAAAACAGGCUUGGUUCACCCUUUAUUAGCGUAACCAUUUUAAAAGUCAAAUGUGUAUGGCGGAGCUAUUUGCAUACUGUAUAGCUCAUAUACAUGCAUACAUAUUUAUGAGAAAGAAUGCGAUAGGGGCUUCUUCACCCUUUAGGUUGAUGCGUUCAGUUAAAUAUCCUGCCUAUAGAUUGCAGCUUGUGCAUUUGUAAGUUUUUUUUAAUUUGGCAGUAGCUGUUGUGCACCCUCAUUACAGCAGUAUUUUAUCUUCAUUAGACUGUGUAUGGGUUUACAGUACAUUACAGUAGAACCAUUAGGCUACUGUAUAGACUAAAUGAACCGAUGUUUUUCAUUUGUUCCAUUUGUCAACCGCCAAUGAGUAAUUCCCUCAUAAAGCGCAAUGUAAUUUGGAUGUUUCCUUCUACGACAUUCCAGGCUUGGGGUUGCAGCCAAAUGUAUUGAAUAACAAUCAGCGCCGUCUACUAAAGAAAAAUGUUUAAACUGUGAAAACAAAUGCUGCUACCAUCACACAUCUCUUCGUAAAAUAUUUUUGGCUUUAGAAAGAGAUCAGAUGAUAAGCGUCAAACUUGCUGCCAAAGUUUGGUUUAAAGAAUCGCUCGCACAUUUCGAUACAUACUACAUUUUCACUGGAUUAAUUACUCUGCAAUAUUGUUAAAUGCUCAAAUCUCCAUGUGUACACUGUUCAUUUUAACUUUUCAAUAAGUGCCCCUCAUUAGUGAGAUUACAGAAGACUUUUGUCUUAAACUCAUUUCAUUUUAGAAAUGGAAAACAAUACCAUUGAUUUUGAAGCAUUUUUUGGGGGUAAUUUGUAUUAUUCUUGGGAGAGGUGCUUGUAAAAUGUGCUCUGUAUUGUUAAAUUGGCUUGCAAAAGCAGUUACAUAACAUCCAAAUGUUCAACUCCUUUUCUCUCUGUGUCAAAUCUGAAAGCUUAUUGGUUCACCGUGCAGCUUUUAAGAUUGACAGUUAAACACUUAACGCUUUUAAAGCCAUGCCAGUCAAUGGCCUGCGGUUUAUGGUGCUUAGCAGUCUUAAAUGUAUCUGAAGCUUUUAGGGUUGGGUAUCUUCCUAAUGUCGUUUAGCUUCAUUGCUGUAAUUUACUGGUACUUAAAUUAGAUUAUUUGUGGCUUUAAGGUGCUUUUUUCAUACAUUUACGCCAGUGCUUCAUUCUGUAUAUAGACACAAAAAAAGCUUUUCUGUUGACACCUGUCAAUAUAUAAGACCACUGAUUACGAUACCCUUAUAUACAGUAUAUACUGGCGGUACCAUGUACAGUUAUACCAUUGAUAUAAACUGUACAAUUAAUGUACUAUGGGUAUGGUAUUCAUGUGGCAAACCAAGGUACUCCCCAAAAUACUGUGGUACUAACAAAUGUAGCGCUAUCCUGGACAACUGAGCCCUAGCCUGUGGCUUUACCCGAAGGUAAGCAGGUUUGCAUUGCCAAUUUAAAGCGAUAGUUCGGCCAAAAAUGAUAUUAAACCCGUGAUUUACUCACCCCCAAGCUGUCCGAGUUGCAUAUGUCCA
Molecule: messenger RNA, 10481 nt
Organism: Paramisgurnus dabryanus
Lineage: Eukaryota; Metazoa; Chordata; Actinopteri; Cypriniformes; Cobitidae
Gene: kif21b
Product: kinesin family member 21B
Biological process (GO): spindle elongation; mitotic spindle organization; microtubule-based movement
Cellular component (GO): microtubule associated complex
Molecular function (GO): microtubule binding; microtubule motor activity; ATP binding
Source: RefSeq, a predicted model, not a curated record